Bombina bombina (fire-bellied toad) is the source of this 1877-nucleotide messenger RNA. RefSeq names its product suppression of tumorigenicity 7 (gene ST7). NCBI's taxonomy places the organism in Eukaryota, Metazoa, Chordata, Amphibia, Anura, Bombinatoridae. The record is from RefSeq and is a predicted model, not a curated record. The transcript has 15 exons. Bases 11 to 1675 code for a protein of 554 amino acids.
GAGAUAAAAUAUGGCUGAAGCUGGGACAGGCUUCCUGGAGCAGCUCAAGUCGUGCAUGGUUUGGUCCUGGACUUAUUUAUGGACCGUGUGGUUUUUCUUUAUGCUGUUUCUGGUUUACAUCCUCAGGGUGCCAUUGAAGAUUAAUGACAAUCUUAGCACAGUGAGUAUGUUUUUGAACACAUUAACGCCUAAAUUCUACGUUGCCCUAACAGGCACAUCAUCCCUAAUCUCAGGGCUUAUAUUGAUAUUUGAAUGGUGGUACUUUCGAAAAUAUGGCACGUCAUUCAUUGAGCAGGUCUCUGUAAGUCAUUUACGACCACUGUUGGGAGGUGUUGACAGUAACACACCAAACAAUUCAAAUACGAGUAAUGGGGACGCUGAUUCCAAUCGACAAAGUGUUUCAGAAUGUAAAGUCUGGAGAAAUCCAUUAAAUCUGUUCCGAGGGGCGGAGUAUAAUCGAUAUACGUGGGUGACGGGAAGAGAACCUUUGACAUAUUAUGACAUGAAUCUUUCAGCACAAGACCAUCAAACCUUUUUCACAUGCGACUCAGAUCAUAUGCGACCAGCAGAUGCAAUAAUGCAGAAGGCAUGGAGAGAAAGAAACCCACAAGCCAGGAUUUCUGCUGCACAUGAAGCAUUAGAAUUAAAUGAAUGUGCCACUGCUUUUAUUCUUUUGGCUGAAGAAGAAGCAACAACUAUUGUUGAAGCAGAAAAGCUUUUUAAACAGGCUCUCAAAGCCGGGGAAGGGUGUUACAGACGCAGCCAGCAGCUGCAGCACCAUGGGACGCAAUAUGAAGCUCAGCACAGGCGGGACACAAAUGUACUUGUGUACAUUAAAAGGAGGUUAGCAAUGUGCGCAAGGAAGCUGGGAAGAACAAGGGAAGCAGUGAAAAUGAUGAGAGAUUUAAUGAAAGAGUUCCCAUUGCUGAGUAUGUUUAAUAUACACGAGAACUUAUUAGAAGCACUGUUGGAAUUGCAGGCAUAUGCUGAUGUACAGGCAGUUUUAGCUAAGUAUGAUGAUAUAAGCUUACCAAAGUCAGCCACAAUAUGCUACACAGCUGCACUUCUCAAAGCAAGGGCAGUAUCAGACAAAUUCUCCCCAGAAGCCGCAUCACGGCGAGGGCUCAGUACAGCAGAAAUGAAUGCUGUGGAAGCAAUUCACAGAGCAGUAGAGUUUAAUCCACAUGUGCCAAAAUAUCUACUAGAAAUGAAAAGUUUAAUACUGCCCCCUGAACACAUUCUGAAAAGAGGGGACAGUGAAGCAAUAGCGUACGCUUUCUUUCACCUUCAGCACUGGAAGAGGGUCGAGGGAGCUUUAAAUCUCUUACAUUGUACGUGGGAAGGGACCUUUAGAAUGAUCCCUUACCCAUUGGAAAAAGGUCACCUUUUCUACCCAUACCCCAUCUGUACAGAAACAGCAGACAGAGAGUUACUGCCAUCUUUUCAUGAAGUUUCAGUUUACCCAAAGAAGGAACUCCCUUUCUUCAUCCUCUUCACUGCAGGACUAUGUUCCUUCACAGCCAUGUUGGCUCUUCUCACACACCAAUUCCCAGAGCUCAUGGGAGUUUUUGCAAAAGCUUUCCUAAGUACCCUGUUUGCACCUUUAAACUUUGUGAUGGAGAAAGUAGAAAGCAUCCUUCCCUCCAGUUUGUGGCACCAACUUACCCGGAUCUAAGACCUAUGUAGCACGACUCGCUCACGCAACAUCUUAUAUGCCAACUUUUUGUUGACUGCAACAAAGCAUGAGAAAAAGGGAAAACCGUGACAUGAACUAAAACAAACUGUCUGGUCUCAAAUACAAACUGUUUUUGUUGUAAAAAAAAAAAAAAAUAACAAAAAAGACAGAAAAUAAAAAAUUGAUGUUCAGUUUCAUUAUA